AUGAAUCUUUUUAAAAAGUCUACAUGUUCUAUAUGUAAUGCAUGUAAAUGCUGCUGUGGCGAAAUUAAAAUUACUGAAAGAACAUACACAUAUAAUGAACUAGAUGAUUUAUAUAAAAAUACAAAUACCGUUAGUUUUCCAUGUAUACCAACUGAACGAAUUAUUCUAAAUUCUUUUGAUAAUCCUGAAUUAUAUUAUCAUCAAAUAGAUAGCGAAUUUUAUGCAAAAAACAUACUAAAAGAUGUUCCUCUAAUUAGUUAUGCACAAGGCCCAUUUUUCGAGAGAAUGAAUGAAAUAAGAACAAAUAAAAAAUAUCAUCUACCAACGACGAGUUAUGUAUCUGAUCCAAUAUAUAUUAGAAGAAAAGAAAAAUGUUCCAUAUCGGGUUUGUCUAGUAGCAUUUGCUGCGAAGGCUGCAGAUGCAAAUAA
Plasmodium gallinaceum is the source of this 429-nucleotide messenger RNA. RefSeq names its product inner membrane complex protein, putative. Bases 1 to 429 code for a protein of 142 amino acids. The transcript is spliced from 2 exons. The record is from RefSeq and is a predicted model, not a curated record. NCBI's taxonomy places the organism in Eukaryota, Apicomplexa, Aconoidasida, Haemosporida, Plasmodiidae.